Nycticebus coucang (slow loris) is the source of this 5425-nucleotide messenger RNA. RefSeq names its product glucuronic acid epimerase (gene GLCE). The coding region runs from base 298 to 2154 and encodes 618 amino acids. The transcript is spliced from 4 exons. Gene Ontology annotation, molecular function: heparosan-N-sulfate-glucuronate 5-epimerase activity. The record is from RefSeq and is a predicted model, not a curated record. Gene Ontology annotation, cellular component: Golgi apparatus. Lineage: Eukaryota; Metazoa; Chordata; Mammalia; Primates; Lorisidae. Gene Ontology annotation, biological process: heparan sulfate proteoglycan biosynthetic process.
CUGUCCCUCAAACCGUUAGAGGGCCAGACUAUAGUUUAAAAAAAAGAAACUAUAUGGAGGCGGAGCAAGAUGGCAGCCGAGUAACAGCUUCCUUGCAUCUGGGCACCGUGAGUCUGGGGAGAUAGGACUCCAGGCAUCUCUGGCUGGUGGGAACUGCCUAUCAUCACUCCUAUGAAGAUACAGGGAGUAAGCGAGAGACUUCUGGACCCCAAGAGGAGGACUAAAACAGUGGAAAACCGGCAAGUGGUCGCGUGUGUUCAAUCCGUCUAAACCCGCCCACAACUGUAUGGUCUGAAUAUGCGUUGCUUGGCAGCUCGGGUCAACUAUAAGACUUUGAUUAUCAUCUGCGCACUCUUCACUUUGGUCACAGUACUUCUGUGGAAUAAGUGUUCCAGUGACAAAGCAAUCCAAUUUCCACGACACUUAAGUAGUGGCUUCAGAGGGGAUGGAUUAGAAAAAAGAGCAGCAGCAUCUGAGAGUAACAACUAUGUGAACCACAUGGCCAAACAACAGUCUGAGGAGGCAUUCCCUCAGGAGCAGCAGAAAGCACCCCCUGUUGUUGGGGGCUUCAGUAACAAUGGAGGAAGUAAGGUAUUAGGGCUCAAAUAUGAAGAAAUUGACUGUCUCAUAAAUGAUGAACAUACAAUUAAAGGGAGACGAGAGGGGAAUGAAGUUUUUCUUCCAUUUACUUGGGUGGAGAAAUAUUUUGAUGUUUACGGAAAGGUGGUUCAGUAUGAUGGCUAUGAUCGGUUCGAAUUCUCUCAUAGCUAUUCCAAAGUUUAUGCACAGAGAGCCCCUUACCAUCCUGACGGCGUCUUUAUGUCCUUUGAAGGCUACAAUGUGGAAGUCAGAGACAGAGUCAAGUGCAUAAGCGGGGUUGAAGGUGUACCAUUAUCUACACAAUGGGGACCUCAAGGCUAUUUCUAUCCAAUCCAGAUUGCACAGUAUGGGUUAAGUCAUUACAGCAAGAAUCUAACUGAGAAACCUCCUCAUGUAGAGGUAUAUGAAACAGCAGAAGACAGGGACAAAAACAGCAAGCCUAAUGACUGGACUGUGCCAAAGGGCUGUUUUAUGGCUAGUGUGGCGGAUAAGUCUAGAUUCACCAAUGUUAAACAAUUUAUCGCUCCAGAGACCAGUGAAGGUGUGUCCUUACAACUGGGAAACACAAAAGAUUUUAUUAUUUCAUUUGACCUCAAGUUCUUGACAAAUGGAAGUAUAUCUGUGGUUCUAGAGACCACAGAAAAGAAUCAGCUCUUCACUGUACAUUAUGUCUCAAAUGCCCAGCUAAUCGCUUUUAAAGAAAGAGACAUAUACUAUGGUAUUGGGCCCAGAACUUCAUGGAGCACAAUUACCAGGGACCUGGUCACUGACCUCAGGAAAGGAGUGGGUCUUUCCAACACAAAAGCUGUCAAGCCAACCAAAAUAAUGCCCAAGAAGGUAGUUAGGUUGAUUGCAAAAGGGAAGGGAUUCCUCGACAACAUUACCAUCUCAACCACAGCCCACAUGGCUGCAUUCUUUGCUGCCAGUGAUUGGCUGGUAAGGAACCAGGAUGAGAAAGGCGGCUGGCCUAUUAUGGUGACCCGUAAGUUAGGGGAAGGGUUUAAGUCUUUAGAGCCAGGGUGGUAUUCUGCCAUGGCCCAAGGGCAAGCUAUUUCUACAUUGGUCAGGGCCUAUCUGUUAACAAAAGACCAUAUUUUCCUCAAUUCAGCUUUAAGGGCAACAGCCCCUUACAAGUUUCUGUCUGAGCAGCACGGAGUUAAAGCUGUGUUUAUGAAUAAACACGACUGGUAUGAAGAAUAUCCAACCACACCUAGCUCUUUUGUUUUAAAUGGCUUUAUGUAUUCCUUAAUUGGGCUGUAUGACUUAAAAGAAACUACAGGGGAAAAACUCGGGAAAGAAGCAAGGACCUUGUAUGAGCGUGGCAUGGAAUCUCUUAAAGCCAUGCUACCCUUGUACGACACUGGCUCAGGAACCAUCUAUGACCUACGUCACUUCAUGCUCGGCAUUGCUCCUAACCUGGCCCGCUGGGACUAUCAUACCACCCACAUCAAUCAGCUGCAGCUACUCAGCACCAUUGAUGAGUCCCCAAUCUUCAAAGAAUUUGUCAAGAGGUGGAAAAGCUACCUUAAAGGCAGCAGGGCAAAGCACAACUAGAGCUCACAACCAAAAUCAUACUUCAGCCUCUGCUGUAUACAGAAACUACAGGCUCUUUCUCAGCAGAGCAUGGGCACAUUUUUAAAAGGUUGUAUACUAGGUUUUUGUGGAUUAUAUCAAAGUGAAAAGUGAUCUUUAAUGCCAGUCUUCUGAAAUAAUUGCAUUCCAUGGGUUGGAUGUUUAGAAAUGUAGGUGGCAUUUAAAACAGAAAGCGGUUAGACAAUGGGUUGAACAAAGAUGUUCAACUUUGCCUUGCCCAUAACCCUAUGCAGUCCACAGGUCACUGUCAGUUUGGAAAAGAUAAUGGUAAGUAGUUACUGGUCAACUGUCUAGCACUUACCUGAAAACUUAGUAUGGGGCUCUUUCUAAAUGUGCUAAUUUAUGUUGAAAGCAGACUUUGGAAAAGAUAAUGUGCUGUAAUACAGUAAAUAUGUACUUGUAGCCUGGAUAGUGGACUGUGUUCAACUUUUUAAGAAGAUAUUUCUUUUCUAUAGGUUAAUUUCUCAAGAACAAAUGAACAUUUGCUGUAUUUGUUCAGUUUGUUAUAUGUGGAGAAUAUUUUAAAUUAUAGUUUCUUGAAAUGUGUAAAUUAAAAACACAACCAGUGUUCAGGCUUCACUGUUAUAUAAUGUAAGCACAACUAAAAUGAAACUUCUUCACUGCACAAGAAAUUAUAAAAAUGUUAUCUGUUUUGAAACUUGUUCUACAAUCAGUAAAAGUUUGAUAAUCAGUCUCUCUCUUCCUCACCCACAUUGUGAUAGGUUUUUUUUAAUCACUAUCUAGAAUUUUGUAUUUUAUUUCAGACUACACUUAAGAGUUUUGUACAUUUUGCAGGGGGACAUUUUGGGGACAUUAUUUGGGAAAUUUAUUAAAAACCUAAAUUUGGAAAGGAGCUGAUAAUUUUAAGGCCACCACCACUUCCUUUUAGAAUUUUUCCCCCCUUUAAAGAAAAAUACCAUGUCAAAUAUUAUAUACAAGAAUCAUAGUGCGAUUUUUUCCCCUACCCUGAUCACUCUUAACCAUCAAAUUCCCAAACUAUUAAUUCUGUGUGUUAUUAUUUUGCCUUUGAAAUUUAAUUUUACCUUAUUCCACCUAUUAGAACAGAUGCUACUGCCAUUUGCUGUAGGUGUGUAUUCAGAUCUUUAUUAUGGCUGUAUAUCUUACUAUACCUCACAUGAGUAGAUUUCACAGCCCUUAUACUAUGGGCAGUGUCUGCUACGAAGCUUCACUAGUUUAAAACCAGGGAUUAGGUGAAAACCCAGUGGUGUUUAUUUGCGCUGGCUUUUGUUUUAGGGUAUGACAACACACUAUAUCUUAUAUAAAGUUUGAACUACAAGACCCCACACUUUCAGUCUGACAAACACAGUGUAGUUUUAUCUGUGAUCUAUUUAUAUAUCAAAUGCAGAUUUAAGAGCCAGGUAAGUUACCUGCCUACCCACUGUAUUUUAGUUGAAUGCAACCUACCAAGCACUACUUAGAAACUGGAAAAAAAAAAAAAAUAUAUAUAUAUAUAUAUUUAUAUAUACGUAUAUAUGUAAAAUACACAUACGCUUCAAAGGGGCAGGAGUAGAGAAGGUACAGAUCUACAUUGAGGACAAUAUUAAGCUGACCAUAGAAAAAUAAGCUUAAACUCCUAACAUACGUAACCACAACUCUUAAUGUGGCCAGUUGUGGGUUAGUAGGUUUUCUUCUAGCUUUUGACCUUUGUCUUAUAUGUUAGAGGUCUCAGUAAGAAUAUCUGGACUCCCCUAAUUUUUAUUUUCAUAGCCAAUCUUCAGAAUAAACUUUCUCCAAUCUGGAAACCUAUUUCUUUCCUCAUAUUGUUAUUGUUUAGAGAACGGUUUGGACUUCUGCUUUGUGUUGUAUAGUGGUCUUCAGAUUAGGAGAAUCAAUAAAAACAGUAUGGUACUGCUUUUGUGACAAAUAUCAGUGCCUUAACAAUGUGGCUGUCCUUUUCCACUGAAGAAGGAAAGACUUUUUGAUCUAGAAAUAGCACUGCUGGGCAGCGCCUGUGGCUCAGUGGGUAGGGUGCCCGCCCCAUAUACCGAGGGUGGCGGGUUCUAACCCAGCCCCAGCCAAACUGCAACAAAAAUUAGCCCCACGUUGUGGUGGGCGCCUGUGGUCCCAGCUACUCUGGAGGCUGAGGCAAGAAAAGCGCCUAAGCCCAGGGUUGAGGUUGCUGUGAGCUGUGACGCGACGGCACUCUACCAAGGGCGAUAAAGUGAGACUCUGUCUUUAAAAAAAAAAAAAAGAAAGAAAGGAAAAAAAAGAAAUGGCAUUGCUGUCUCACUGCUGUUUUACACUGCCUUUCACAUUGCAGCGGCAACUUGAUUUGUCUUGUAAUCCCAGUUUCUAAGAGGAUGAGCUGAACAUAGAGCAGCAUUGCCAGUACGGACUAGUGGUUCUCAAACCAUAGAAUCAUUUGAGAGCUUACUGAAAUGCAGAUCCCAGAAGUUCAGUAAAUCUGCCUGUGAUGUAUAAUACUCUGCAUUUAACAAGCACUCAGGUGAUUGUGAUGCAGCGCGCAGGGGGCAGACAUGGAGGAACACUGCCCAAGACUGUCCAUUGCAGUUUCGCCUCUAAACAACUAGAAAGUUUUCUAGGGUUUUAAAUCAUGUAAAAUGUUUACCUAUUAUGAGCUUAGAGAAAGUGGGGAGGGUAUUUUUAAGUUUUUUCCUUUACAUUUUUCUUUGUUUUAAGAUGAUAGGUAUUAAGAGUUUUGUUUAUUUGUUUGUUUGUUUUUCCAUUUUCCUUGAGUUUGCUUUGAUGAUGCAUCUAUUGCCACUUCAGUUAUAAAACCAGCCAAAAGUUUCUGGAUGAAGGUCAAGUUUGACCCUUCAGGGGUUAUUGUAUAAAGACUUCAUCCAAGAACCAUCGUGUAUGUGAGCAAAUGUAAACUGACACACAAGCACAACUCUCCAGAUGUGGCAGUCCUUUCUUUUUUUUCCAGUGCAAACUUUCACUGAAAGCUGCUAUUUUCAUUCUUCUUGUAAUUUGUUUUUCUUGUUUCUCUUCCAUUAUACAUGUGGGUUCUAUACCAUGUGUUAAAUAUGCAAUAAAGUGUUUACUGGAUGCCCUUCUGAAGGGUAGUCCUAUGUAAAGCUGUACAGACUUUGCAGUUCAAGCACAAUGUGCACAUGUUAGUUUUAUAUACAGCAAAACUUGAUUUUUUGCAGAUGGAAAGGUAUUUUGUUUCUAUACAAAGUAAAUGCAUUGUUUGUGCUUAAUGUAAAGCUGCUUUAUAAAAUUGUAAAAUAAAGUUUUUAUCUUA